UUUUCCACUGUGGCCGCCAUUGAGUAAGGAGCGUGGUUCCAGGCGAGCCGAGACAAAACAUAUAAAAAUGGUGAGAAUUAUAGCUUCUUUCAUCAGCAAAUACCAUUUUAAUAUUAGCGAUUAAUCUAUAUUGCAAAAACAAAAGACUUCUCAAGCCAAUGUGUUUGUUAGACAAUACAAUUUAACUUAUUCUAUGGUAAUCUGAACGAAGUUUGACACGAGGAGCCGUUUUGGCUGGGCGCUGUUCAACCACAGGCCGUAUAGCCGGGUUUUAUCAAAUAUACGUGAAGUUCGUAAACCAGUACACAUUUCUUCACGCAAAUGUUUUGAAUAUGUACUUAGUAAACUGUAGAUCACUUACAUAUUUGCGGAAGCUAGCCAACUAGCUAGCCAACUACAGAUAAUUAAUCCGAAACUGACAAAUGAUCUGGUUAGCGUGCUAGCUAGCUAGGUACUAGCAUGGCGGCUAGCGGGACUGAGAAAAUCAGGAUUUUACACGUACUUGCUAUGAUGGUGUAAUUUGCGUCCUACUUUGCAAUCAGUCGACAGAUGCCUACUGUCAUAUACUGGCGCAAGUGAAUGACGAUAACUGAGUCUGAGCAAGAUGAUCAUUAGCUACAUGUAGCUAGGUAACGUUAAUAAUGUGACAUGUAGCGUGUCGUUGGCUAAUUAGCAACAUACGAUUAGGUACGUUGUAAGAACUUGCAUCUGAUUUUGACUUUUUUUCUCUCUCCCGUAGGCUUGUGCCCGGCCUUUAAUCUCGAUCUACUCCGAGAAAGGAGAAAGCUCAGGCAAAAAUGUGGUUAUGCCUGCGGUGUUCAAGGCUCCCAUCCGCCCCGACAUUGUCAACUUCGUGCACACCAACAUGCGCAAGAACAGUCGUCAGCCCUACGCCGUCAGCGGGCUGGCCGGUGAGUGAUCUUUUCAACAUUUAUUCAGUCAAAUAAGGAAUGCUUUGUAGUUUUUGGAGACAGGUGAAAGCUUUGGUGAUGAGUUUUAACUUCGGUCCGUGUUUCUGAAACCUGAUUAUACUAGAAGUUCUGAAGGGCUUUCACCUGUACCACUGAACAAAAAAGAUAAAAGCAACAUGUAAAGUGUUGAUCCCGUGUUUAAUGCGCUGAAAUAAAAUAUUCCAGAAAGUUUCCAUACUCAUAAAGUUUAUUUCUCUAAAAUUGUGCCCAAAUUAGUUUACAUCCUUGUUAGUGAGCAUUAUCCAUCCACCUGACAGGUGUGGCAUAUCAAGAAGCUGAUUAAACAGCAUGAUUGUCACACAGCACAAUGCCACAGAUGUCUCAAGUUUUGGAGGGAGCGUGCAAUUGGCAUGCUGACUGAAGAAAUGUCAAUUUUAGUAGUUGCCAGAAAAUUGAAUGUUCAUUUCUCUACCAUAAGCCGCCUCCCAACGUCUGUAUUCCCGGUCAUUUGAAAUCCUAGAAUAGGGCUUAAUGAAUUUAUUUUAUUGACGGGUUUCUUUUUUUUAUAUGAACUAACUCUGUAAAAUAUUUGUAAAUUGCAUUUGAUAUUUAUGUUCAGUAUAUGUAUCCAUUGACACACAGGUUGUUAUGUGUUCCAGGUCACCAGACCAGUGCUGAGUCCUGGGGUACAGGCCGGGCCGUGGCCCGUAUACCCCGUGUGAGGGGAGGUGGUACCCACCGCUCUGGACAGGGAGCCUUCGGGAAUGUAUCCUCUCUGACAGGUUAACAUUCCCCUUCAAGGUGAAGUCAACUUUUUACAACCAAACCUGUAUUUUGGAUGUAAAUGGCGUGUUAUAGAACUGUCCAGGCACUUAAGAUUAUCCUAUCCAGCUUUGCCGUUCUCCCUGUAGCCUGCGUGGAGAAUGGAGGGCGCGGUAUCGCUGAAGUCGGCCAAAAAAAAUUGUGAUCUCAAUUUCGGGUUGACUGCUUCAUGUGUACAACCUCUAAAGACCUCUAUCACUAUACUUAAAGCUUUGCCAUUUCUAAAAGUGUGUUUUUUUGGGAGCUUUUAAUGUUUUAUUAAAGCCCCCAUACUGCAGGAUGAGGAAGUCUAUCGCUGAUUGGGACGUUUAAAAAUAAAAUAACGUUGCAUCACAAGUGUCUGGACACUCAUAUAACAUGAUAUUUACAUCCAAAAUACAGAUUUGGUUGUAAAAAAAAAUAUGGUAAUUUCCUUUUAUCGUCCCCUUAAAUCUCAAUGUCUGUGGGUAUAGAUAUGGGCUACCUGGUCUGUGUUCAUUAGGGCACAUCGCAACAAAACGUUUUGCAGUGGGAGUCAAAGUUAUUGUACAAAUACUGAUUGCUCGUAACAGUUUUUUUCAUCCGUUUGUCGUCUAAUGAACACAGCACAUGGUGGUUCAUGCUGAGGUAGGCAGACAUUCGGAGGCUUGCAGUGAUGGUGUAAUUUGCGUCCUACACUGUGAUCAGUGACAUUAUGCCUGAUGUCAUAUGCUGGCACAAGUGGCUGACGAACCUUGAGUCUGAGCAAGAUACUCGCAAACAUUUGGGCCGGUUUCCCGAACUAAAAAUGCACAAUCAUGGCGAUACCCUGGCUAAACGUGUCCAGAAGCUCUUCCAGAAGUUUCUUCAUCCAUUAGUGUUGCUUGCUAGAUUUCCUUGACCCUGGUUGACUGUAGAUGUGUCGUGGAGGGCGCAUGUUCGCCCCCACCAAGACCUGGCGCCGCUGGCACCGCAGGAUCAACACCACCCAGAAGCGUUACGCCAUCUGCUCCGCCCUGGCCGCCUCCGCCCUGCCCGCUCUCGUCAUGUCCAAAGGUACGCCGCCCACCAUCCGUUGAUGCACAGCUUUGUGUUAGUUUUUAGCAGUGUUAUGGACCCCAAAUAUAGAUUUUUCAUUUAAGUUUUUUAGUUUCUCGUUAGAUAAUCAUUUUGUUAGAGACCUGUUCUGUGUGUAUUUAUGCAUCUCUAAUUUUAGUUAUUUUAACCAAAUCAGCCCCACUGCCUCUCAACCCAGAUGAAGGACUCAAUCUCUACUUAUGGAAUCCCAAUCGUUUCCAAUUGUAAAUAUUUAGGAGUAGAUAUAUUUCCUUUCUUAGAUAAGCCGUUGCCAGAAACGUUAACAGAACGCUCAAAUCAAUUAAAUCCCAUCUCCAUAGAUGGAUUGAUAUCCCAGUUGCUUUAACUGGCAGAAUAUCUAUUGUCAAAUUGAAUAUAUUGCCACGGCUUAAUUUUGGUAGUUUAAUGCUUCCCGUGGCUCCCCCUUCAGGCUAUUGGAAUGAACUUCAUAGUGCAGUUUCAAAAUGUAUUUGGCAAGGUAUGGUAAGAGAUAAAAUUAACAAACUUACAAAGAGGGAAAUACUUAGGACUAUCCGUAGCAAACUUAGUUAUGUAUGUGAAAUACAACGAAUGGAAAAUUCAAUAUUAAUUAAUAUUUUGUACCUUUACAAAAUAUUAAUUCAAAAAAAAAAAAUCCCAAUGAAUAAAAAUGUGGCUACAAUCAAAGGCUCUUGUAAUGUCCAUCCAUAAGACUUGCUAUGAUGGUGUAAUUUGCGUCUGACUCUGUGUGCGGUGACGGUUUGCCGACUGUCUUACAGCUGCCACAGUGGGUUGACGAAAUAAUAAUUCUGAGCAAGAUGUCUUUUUAACAUUAACAGCCUGUACUAGAGAAGCUGUACAUGUGGCGGCAGGUAGCUUAGUGGUUAAGAGCGUUGUGCCAGUAACCGAAAGGUCGCUGGUUCUAAUCCCCGAGCCGACUAAUCUGUGUAUCCUUGAGCAAGGCACUUAACCCUAAUUGCUCCUGUAAGUCGCUCUGGAUAAGAGCGUCUGCUAAAUGACUAAAAUGUAAAAUAAUAAUAUAAAUAAUGUAGCUGUUACUUGAGUUGUAGCCAUUAGUGUUGCAUAACAAAAGCUCAGUACUUCACUAGCUACUAGAACGUGACAAAUGGUUCGGUACUAGAAUUUGUUACUUUCGGUACUUCUGUCAAAUGUCUCGCGUCAUAUAAUAAUAAUAUGCCAUUUAGCAGACGCUUUUAUCCAAAGCGACUUAGUCAUGCGUGCAUACAUUUUUGUGCAUGGGUGGUCCCGGGGAUCGAACCCACUACCCUGGCGUUACAAGCGCCGUGCUCUACCAGCUGAGCUACAGAGGACCACCAUAUGCGGAUUGAGUUUGUCUGAACCUUUUUCGUGGGCAGUAUUAAUAUAAAAUACAUUUUCUUAACAUGACAUUUGCAUUGUAACGUUAUUCUACUAGGAACUAAAUUUUGAGUGACAGUGACAUUAACAUAUAUUCAUGUGAGCAUUAUGAUUACAACCCAAAAGUAAUGUGAGAUGCACUCAACUUAGCUACAUUUUUCUGGUAUCGUGAACACGUAUUAGAAACCUGGGUGGUAUACAGGCUCCUGGGGUAUUUUGAAAUCCCGUCAAGUAUUUAUUUUUAUUCUAAAUUAAAUUGAGCCUGUCUCACAGUAUGUUUGAUCCAGUGUUGCGCAGCAGCGGGUGAUCAAGUUACACUUGAAGUUCAGUUUGCCAGCUAAAUAUCUUAACUAGAAGUUAACUAAGAUGUGCCAUACAUUUUCUCCAGCUAUGCAUUUGGUUUGCUAACUUGCUAGCUGUAGGCGGAUAGCUUGCGAGAUCAAGCUUCUUGUUUAGUGCAGACGAUCAAGUGGGAGUAGUUUAACUGUUGUAUAAUUUUAUGAACCGGGUUGUCUGUCCUUAUAUUCGUGUGUUAGCAUUUAGCUAGCAUCAUCUAUGGGAAUUCGCCUGUAGUUUUAGCAUAUUUUACUUUAUUUUUUUUAAACCUUUGGAAUAGCACCCCCUUGUGUACACUGCCGGUAAUACCGUAUAUCCUAGUACGGUACAGAAACGGAAUGGGGAUCUUGAUACUGCUCAACCCUAAUUAGAAAGGUUCUAAUCUUGUCAUUUUUCCUUCAGGACAUGUAGAUGUAUAAAAAUUUCUGAGCAAAAUAACUUGUAGCAUUUAGAACAAAAAGGAUCUGUAUAACAAUCCGAAGCCUGUACUGGAUGGUCUCCUUCCUCCAGGACACCGGAUUGAGGAGAUCCCAGAGGUUCCCCUGGUAGUUGAAGAUAAAGUGGAAGGUUACAAGAAGACAAAGGAGGCUGUGCUUCUGCUGAAGAAACUCAAGGCCUGGAACGACAUCAAGAAGGUUAAUAAUAUUAGCUAUACUUAAUACUGUCUCACUGGUCCUCGUUGACUUUUCGUGCGUUUGUUCUGUAUAGUGAUACGAAGCCAUGAUGAGGUUCCACUUCAGGUCCGUGUUUCUGAAUCCUGAUAUUUAAUGUGAAGUCCUGAGCAUAACAAAUCCCUGAUAUUAGCAACAUAAAAGCACGGCUGUUGUCUCCUUUUGUUGACAUGAGAUGAUCCGUGAUAUUGUGGAUCUGUGCAGGUGUACGCGUCCCAGCGCAUGCGUGCCGGUAAAGGAAAGAUGAGGAAUCGCAGGCGUAUCCAGCGCAAAGGACCGUGCAUCAUCUACAACCAAGACCAAGGCGUCACCAAGGCAUUCAGAAACAUCCCUGGUAUGUAUUGGUAGUGUCUACCCUGGUGUGGGUGGGUGGGGUCUACCCUGGUAUGGGUGGGUGGGGUCUACCCUGGUAUGGGUGGGUGGGGUCUACCCUGGUAUGGGUGGGUGGGGUCUACCCUGGUGUGGGUGGGGUCUACCCUGGUAUGGGUGGGUGGGGUCUACCCUGGUGUGGGUGGGUAGGGUCUCCCCUGGUGUGGGUGGGUGGGGUCUCCCCUGGUGUGGGUGGGUGGGUGGGGUCUACCCUGGUGUGGGUGGGGUCUCCCCUGGUGUGGGUGGGUGGGGUCUACCCUGGAGUGGGUGGGUGGGGUCUACCCUGGUGUGGGUGGGUGGGGUCUACCCUGGUGUGGGUGGGUGGGGUCUCCCCUGGUGUGGGUGGGUGGGUGGGGUCUACCCUGGGGUGGGUGGGUGGGGUCUACCCUGGUGUGGGUGGGUGGGGUCUACCCUGGAGUGGGUGGGUGGGGUCUACCCUGGAGUGGGUGGGUGGGGUCUACCCUGGUGUGGGUGGGUGGGGUCUACCCUGGUGUGGGUGGGUGGGGUCUACCCUGGAGUGGGUGGGUGGGGUCUACCCUGGUGUGGGUGGGUGGGUGGGGUCUACCCUGGUGUGGGUGGGUGGGGUCUACCCUGGUGUGGGUGGGUGGGGUCUACCCUGGUGUGGGUGGGUAGGGUGUACCCUGGUGUGGGUGGGUAGGGUCUCCCCUGGUGUGGGUGGGUGGGGUCUACCCUGGUGUGGGUGGGUGGGUGGGGUCUACCCUGGUGUGGGUGGGUAGGUGGGGUCUACCCUGGUGUGGGUGGGUGGGGUCUACCCUGGUGUGGGUGGGUAGGUGGGGUCUACCCUGGUGUGGGUGGGUGGGGUCUACCCUGGUGUGGGUGGGUAGGUGGGGUCUACCCUGGUGUGGGUGGGUGGGGUCUACCCUGGUGUGGGUGGGUAGGUGGGGGUCUACCCUGGUGUGGGUGGGUGGGGUCUACCCUGGUGUGGGUGGGUGGGGUCUACCCUGGUAUGGGUGGGUGGGGUCUACCCUGGUAUGGGUGGGUGGGGUCUACCCUGGUAUGGGUGGGUGGGGUCUACCCUGGUAUGGGUGGGUGGGGUUCUACCCUGUUGUGGGUGGUAGGGUCUCCCCUGGUGUGGGUGGGUGGGGUCUACCCUGGAGUGGGUGGGUGGGGUCUACCCUGGUGUGGGUGGGUGGGGUCUACCCUGGUGUGGGUGGGUGGGGUCUACCCUGGUGUGGGUGGGUGGGGUCUACCCUGGUGUGGGUGGGUGGGUGGGGUCUACCCUGGUGUGUGUGGGUGGGUGGGGUCUACCCUGGUGUGGGUGGGUGGGGUCUACCCUGGUGUGGGUGGGUAGGGUGUACCCUGGUGGUGGGUGGGUGGGGUCUACCCUGGUGUGGGUGGGUGGGGUCUACCCUGGUGUGGGUGGGUGGGGUCUUACCCUGGUGUGGGUGGGUAGGGUGUACCCUGGUGUGGGUGGGUAGGGUGUACCCUGGUGUGGGUGGGUAGGGUGUACCCUGGUGUGGGUGGGUAGGGUGUACCCUGGUGUGGGUGGGUAGGUGGGGUCUACCCUGGUGUGGGUGGGGUCUACCCUGGUGUGGGUGGGUGGGGUCUACCCUGGUGUGGGUGGGUGGGGUCUACCCUGGUGUGGGUGGGUGGGGUCUACCCUGGAGUGGGUGGGUAGGGUCUACCCUGGUGUGGGUGGGUAGGGUCUACCCUGGUGUGGGUGGGUAGGGUGUACCCUGGUGUGGGUGGGUAGGGUCUCCCCUGGUGUGGGUGGGUAGGUGGGGUCUACCCUGGUGUGGGUGGGUGGGUGGGGUCUACCCUGGUGUGGGUGGGUAGGGUGUACCCUGGCGUGGGUGGGUGGGGUCUACCCUGGUGUGGGUGGGUGGGGUCUACCCUGGUGUGGGUGGGUAGGGUGUACCCUGGUGUGGUGGGUGGGGUCUACCCUGGUGUGGGUGGGUGGGGGUCUACCCUGUGUGGUGGGUGGGGGUCUACCUGGUGUGGUGGUGGGGUCUACCCUGGUGUGGGUGGGGUCUACCCUGGUGUGGGUGGGGUCUACCCUGGUGUGGGUGGGGUCUACCCUGGUGUGGGUGGGGUCUACCCUGGGGUGGGGUGGGUGGGGUCUACCCUGGAGUGGUGGGUGGGGUCUACCCUGGUGUGGGUGGGUGGGUCUACCCUGGUGUGGGUGGGGGGGGUCUACCCUGGUGUGGGGUGGGGUCAACCCUGGUGGGGUGGUGGGGUCUACCCUGGAGUGGGGUGGGUGGGGUCUACCCUGGUGUGGGUGGGUGGGGUCUACCUGGUGUGGGGGGUGGGGUCUACCCUGGUGUGGGUGGGUGGGGGUCUCACCACUGGUGGGGUGGGUGGGGUCUACCCUGGUGUGGGUGGGGUCUACCCUGGUGUGGGUGGGGUCUACGACUGAUUUCUGAUAAUCAGUUCCUCUUUAAUUGUGGGGCUGCAUGUCUACAACAUCAGGGUCAUUUAAAAAGGCUAACAAGCUUUUUAUGUCAGUGAAGAAAGAGCUAGCUAGCUAUACUACAUAACCAAAAGUAUGUGGACACCUGCUCGUCGAACAUCUCAUUCCAAAAUCAUGGGCAUUAAUAUGGAGUUGGUCCCCCCUUUGCUGCUAUAACAGCCGUUGUUGCUCCUAGACGUUUCCACUUCACAAUAACAGCACUUACAGAUCUAGCAGGGCAAACAUUUGACCAACUGACUUGUGGGAAAGGUGGCAUCCUAUGACGGUGCCACAUUGAAAGUCACUGAGUUCUUCAGUAAGGCCAUUCUACUGCCUGUGUUUGUCUAUGGAGAUUGCAUGGUCGUGUGCUUGAUUUUUAUACACCUGUCAGCAACGGGUGUGGCUGAAUCCACUAAUUUGAAGGGCUGUCCACAUACUUUUGGCCAUGUAGUGUAUGGUGACUUGGCACGUCAGGUCCAUGUUUCUGAACACCGUGAUUUCAAUGGACGUUCUGAGCCCAACCUUUUCACUCAUGAAACUGAAUACAAAAUGUCAAUGGAUACUAGUUCUUUGUAAAAUAAUGAAUACUUUUUUCUUUUUGAUGGCAUAUUUUCCACUGUAGAUUUAAGCAUCGGGUUAAAUUGGCACAAUGUUUAUUAAUUUGUAUUUGAUGGUCGUUCUCCCAGGUAUCACCCUGCAGAACGUGAACAAGCUGAACCUGCUCCGGCUCGCCCCCGGUGGUCACGUCGGUCGCUUCUGUAUCUGGACCGAGUCCGCCUUCCGCAAGCUGGACCAGCUUUACGGUACCUGGCGCAAAUCUGCCUCUCUCAAGGUGGACUACAAGUGAGUCAAAUGAGGGUUAUGUAGUGUCCCAGCCAGUAAAACUGGUUGAAAUUUUAAGUUGCUAAUCUGGGGUUGUAGUGAGCAGAGUUGGUAACAGAUUUGAGAGCUUUUUAAUUUUCUACAGUGAUGAGCUUCCACUUCGGUCCGUGUUUCUGAACCCUGAUAUCUACCAGAAGUUCUGAGUUUUGGUGAAAGGCUCUAUAAUGGUCUGCUGCUAAACCACAUGCUGCUCACUAACAAUCAUAAGAGGUAAAUUAUGUUCUGACCUGACCGUUGGCAUCUCUCUCCCUCUCUCUCUCUCCCUCUCUCCCUCUCUCUGUCUCUGUCUCUCUCUCUCUCUCUCUCUCUCUCUCUCUCUCUCUCUCUCCCUCUCUCUCUCUCUCUCUCUCUCUCUCUCUCUCUCCCUCUCUCCCUCUCUCUCCCUCUCUCUCUCUCUCUCUUCCAGUCUGCCCAUGCACAAGAUGACCAACACAGAUCUGAGCAGGAUUCUGAAGAGUGAGGAGAUCCAGAAAGCACUUCGUGCACCAAAGUAAGCCCUGCUCACUUUUAUAUAUUACAUAGCAUUAUGGGUACUGUAGUACAGAGCAUUGUGGGUACUGUAGUACGUUAUUGCUCCACUGUGAUAUGAAGCCAUGAUGAGGUUCCACUUCAGGUCCGUGUUUCUGAAUCCUGAUUUUAAUGGAAGUCCUGAGCAUGACCGUACAGCCAAUUUUGGCUUUGGUCAAAAGUAGUGCACUUUAUAGGAAAUGGUGUGCUAUUUUGAGGUGCAACCAUUCUCAACACAUGGACCACAGAAUAUCAACAGAUUCUCCCUCCUACUGACCCCGUCUCUCCUGUCUCCUCACAGCAAGAAGAUCAGGCGCAGGGUCCUGAAGAAGAACCCGCUGAAGAACCUGAGAAUCAUGAUGAAGCUGAACCCCUACGCCAAGACAGCCAGACGUCAAGCCAUCCUGCUGCAUGACCCGGCUGUGAGUAUAAAUAUAAAUAAAACAUUACAUUAUUACUCUACUGAUGUACCAUGUUUGUGGGGGGGGGGGGUAAGCCUACAUGAAACACAGACCUUAUUUUGAAGUGUUUCUAUAAAAAAAAAUCCCCCUAUGGGAAAAAUGAAAUGGUGGAGAAGCUAUUGGAACCAAUUCUCUGUUUGACUGCUAGGUUUUAUGGGUAUUAUGACCCAUAAUGCGGUACUCGGUGACUACUAGUAUGAAUACCUCCAUACAUCCAGGUCCUGUCUACAUGAGUGUCUCUCGCCCUACCCACAGAUCAAGGCCAAGAUGCUGAAGCCCAAGAAGAAGCCGGCCAAGAAGGCAGCCCCGGCCAAGACAGCCCCGGCCAAGGCAGCCCCCGUCAAGGCAGCCCCGGCCAAGACAGCCCCCGCCAAGGCAGCCCCCGUCAAGGCAUAAAGCGGCUCUUCUAACAGACUGGUGUUCAGAUGGUUUCAAAUAAAAUCUAAACAAAAUCAUCCUAUUUGUCUUUUAUUUUUUUAUGUUGAAUACAUGGCAGGUUAUGGAGAGCAGUGUGUGUUGGUUCUAGUUAUGUCAUUUUAAUGUGUCCAAUUUUAAGACCCUGACAACCAGGUGAGGGGCGUUCCUAACUCAUACUUAAGACCCUGACAACCAGGUGAGGGGCGUUCCUAACUCAUCCUUAAGACCCUGACAACCAGGUGAGGGGCGUUCCUAACUCAUACUUAAGACCCUGACAACCAGGUGAGGGGCGUUCCUAACUCAUCCUUAAGACCCUGACAACCAGGUGAGGGGCGUUCCUAACUCAUCCUUAAGACCUGGACAACCAGGUGAGGGGCGUUCCUAACUCAUCCUUAAGACCCUGACAACCAGGUGAGGGGCGUUCCUAACUCAUCCUUAAGACCCUGACAACCAGGUGAGGGGCGUUCCUAACUCAUCCUUAAGACCCUGACAACCAGGUGAGGGGCGUUCCUAACUCAUCCUUAAGACCCUGACAACCAGGUGAGGGGUGUUCCUAACUCAUCCUUAAGACCCUGACAACCAGGUGAGGGGCGUUCCUAACUCAUCCUUAAGACCUGGACAACCAGGUGAGGGGCGUUCCUAACUCAUCCUUAAGACCCUGACAACCAGGUGAGGGGUGUUCCUAACUCAUCCUUAAGACCCUGACAACCAGGUGAGGGGCGUUCCUAACUCAUCCUUAAGACCCUGACAACCAGGUGAGGGGCGUUCCUAACUCAUCCUUAAGACCCUGACAACCAGGUGAGGGGCGUUCCUAACUCAUCCUUAAGACCCUGACAACCAGGUGAGGGGCGUUCCUAACUCAUCCUUAAGACCCUGACAACCAGGUGAGGGGCGUUCCUAACUCAUCCUUAAGACCCUGACAACCAGGUGAGGGGCGUUCCUAACUCAUCCUUAAGACCUGGACAACCAGGUGAGGGGCGUUCCUAACUCAUCCUUAAGACCUGGACAACCAGGUGAGGGGCGUUCCUAACUCAUCCUUAAGACCCUGACAACCAGGUGAGGGGCGUUCCUAACUCAUCCUUAAGACCUGGACAACCAGGUGAGGGGCGUUCCUAACUCAUCCUUAAGACCCUGACAACCAGGUGAGGGGCGUUCCUAACUCAUCCUUAAGACCCUGACAACCAGGUGAGGGGCGUUCCUAACUCAUCCUUAAGACCUGGACAACCAGGUGAGGGGCGUUCCUAACUCAUCCUUAAGACCCUGACAACCAGGUGAGGGGCGUUCCUAACUCAUCCUUAAGACCUGGACAACCAGGUGAGGGGCGUUCCUAACUCAUCCUUAAGACCCUGACAACCAGGUGAGGGGCGUUCCUAACUCAUCCUUAAGACCUGGACAACCAGGUGAGGGGCGUUCCUAACUCAUCCUUAAGACCCUGACAACCAGGUGAGGGGCGUUCCUAACUCAUCCUUAAGACCCUGACAACCAGGUGAGGGGCGUUCCUAACUCAUCCUUAAGACCUGGACAACCAGGUGAGGGGCGUUCCUAACUCAUCCUUAAUUCAUCCGUUAAGUAGAAGGUAAUUGUGUCAAUGACUUGAACAUGCUGCGUUUGUUCCUUAUUCAGACCCUUUCCCUUUCUCUACAUUUUGUUAUGUUACAGCCUUAUUCUAAUAUUGAUUAAAUCGUUUUCUUCUCAUCAACCUACACACAAUACCCCAUAAUGACAAAGAAACAACAGGUCUUUAGAUGUUCUGUGAAUUUAUAAAAAAAUAAAUAACACUUAAGUAUUCAGACCCUUUACUCGGUACUUUGUUGAAGCACCUUUUGGCAGCGAUUACAGCCUCAAGUCUUCUUGGAUAUGACGCUACAAGCUUGGCACACCUGUAUUUGGGGAGUUUCUCCCAUUCUUCUCUGCAGAUCCUCUCAAGCUCUGUCAGGUUGGAUGGGGAGCGUCGCUGCACAGCUAUUUUCAGGUCUCUCCAGAGAUGUUCGAUCGGGUUCAAGUCCGGGCUCUGGCUGGGCCACUCAAGGACAUUCAGAGACUUGUCCUGAAGCCACUCCUGUGUUGUCUUGGCUGUGUGUUUAGGGUCGUUGUCCUAUUGGAAGGUGAACCUUCGCCCCAGUCUGAGGUCCUGAGCGCUCUGGAGCAGGUUUUCAUCAAGGAUCUCUGUACUUUGAUGCGUUCAUCUUUGCCUCGAUCCUGACUAGUCUCCCAGUCCCUGCCGCUGAAAAACAUCCCCACAGCAUGAUGCUGCCACCACCAUGCUUCACCGUAGGGAUGGUGCCAGGUUUCCUCCAGAUGUGACGCUUGGCAUUCAGGCCAAAGAGUUCAAUCUUGGUUUCAUCAGACCAGAGAAUCUUGUUUCUCAUGGUCUGAGAUUCCUUUAGGUGCCUUUUGGCAAACUCCAAGCGGGCUGUCAUGUGCCUUCUACUGAGUGGCUUCCGUCUGUCCACUCUACCAUAAAAGCCUGAUUGGUGGAGUGCUGCAGAGAUGGUUAUCCGAUCUCCACAGAGGAACUCUGGAGCUCUGUCAGUGACCAUUGGGUUCUUGGUCACCUCCCUGACCAAGGCCCUUUCUCUCCCGAUUGCUCAGUUUGGCCGGGCGGCCAGCUCUAGGAAGAGUCUGGGUGGUUCCAAACUAAUUCCAUUUAAGAAUGAUGGAGGCCACUGUGUUCUUGGGGACCUUCAAUGCUGCAGACAUUUUUUGGUACCCUUCCCCAGAUCUGUGCCUCGACACAAUCCUGUCUUGGAGCUCUACGGAUAAUUCCUUCGACCUCAUGGCUUGGUUUUUGCUCUGACAUACACUGUCAACUGUGGGACCUUAUAUAGACAGGUGUGUGCCUUUCCAAAUCAUGUCCAAUCAAUUUAAUUUACCACAGGUGGACUCCAAUCAAGUUGUAGAAACCUCUCAAGGAUGAUCAAUGGAAACAGGAUGCACCUCAGCUCAAUUUCAAGUCUCAUAACAAAGGGUCUGAAUACUUAUGAAAUAUAUUUUUUUAUAUAUAUACAUUUGGGGAAAAAAUUAACCUGUUGUCGCGUUGUCAUUAUAGGGUAUUGUGUGUAGAUUGAGACAUUUUAUUUAUUUAAUCAAUUUUAGAGUAAGGCAAGGGGACUGAAUACUUUCAGAAUGCACCGUAGUUAAAUUACAACAAGGGAGGAGUGACACUCCCCUCCAUGGAAUGAAUUUUACUGUGCUGUAGUAGGAUAUUUCUUGAAACAGUAUGAGAAGUAGGCUAUAUACACUACUUAACAAUAGUGUUAAUGACAGUAAGUAGGCUAUAUACACUACUUAACAAUAGUGUUAAUGACAGUAAGUAGGCUAUAUACACUACUUAACAAUAGUGUUAAUGACAGUAAGUAGGCUAUAUACACUACUUAACAAUAGUGUUAAUGACAGUAAGUAGGCUAUAUACACUACUUAACAAUAGUGUUAAUGACAGUAAGUAGGCUAUAUACACUACUUAACAAUAGUGUUAAUGACAGUAAGUAGGCUACAGUGGGGAGAACAAGUAUUUGAUACACUGCCGAUUUUGCAGGUUGUCCUACUUACAAAGCAUGCAGAGGUCUGUAAUGUUUAUCAUAGGUACACUUCAACUGUGAGAGACGGAAUCUAAAACAAAAAUCCAGAAAAUCACAUGAUUUUUAAGUAAUUAAUUUGCAUUUUAUUGCAUGACAUAAGUAUUUGAUACAUCAGAAAAGCAGAACUUAAUAUUUGGUACAGAAACCUUUGUUUGCAAUUACACAGAUCAUACGUUUCCUGUAGGUCUUGACCAGGUUUGCACACACUGCAGCAGGGAUUUUGGCCCACUCCUCCAUACAGACCUUCUCCAGAUCCUUCAGGUUUCGGUGCUGUCGCUGGGCAAUAUGGACUUUCAGCUCCCUCCAAAGAUGUUCUAUUGGGUUCAGGUCUGGAGACUGGCUAGGCCACUCCAGGACCUUGAGAUGCUUCUUACGGAGCCACUCCUUAGUUGCCCUGGCUGUGUGUUUCGGGUCAUUGUCAUGCUGGAAGACCCAGCCACGACCCAUCUUCAAUGCUCUUACUGAGGGAAGGAGGUUGUUGGCCAAGAUCUCGCGAUACAUGGCCCCAUCCAUCCUCCCCUCAAUACGGUGCAGUCGUCCUGUCCCCUUUGCAGAAAAGCAUCCCCAAAGAAUGAUGUUUCCACCUCCAUGCUUCACGGUUGGGAUGGUGUUCUUGGGGUUGUACUCAUCCUCCUUCUUCCUCCAAACACGGCAAGUGGAGUUUAGACCAAAAAGCUAUUUUUGUCUCAUCAGACCACAUGACCUUCUCCCAUUCCUCCUCUGGAUCAUCCAGAUGGUCAUUGGCAAACUUCAGACGGGCCUGGACAUGCGCUGGCUUGAGCAGGGGGACCUUGCGUGCGCUGCAGGAUUUUAAUCCAUGACGGCGUAGUGUGUUACUAAUGGUUUUCUUUGAGACUGUGGUCCGAGCUCUCUUCAGGUCAUUGACCAGGUCCUGCCGUGUAGUUCUGGGCUGAUCCCUCACCUUCCUCAUGAUCAUUGAUGCCCCACAAGGUGAGAUAUUGCAUGGAGCCCCAGACCGAGGGUGAUUGACCGUCAUCUUGAACUUCUUCCAUUUUCUAAUAAUUGCGCCAACAGUUGUUGCCUUCUCACCAAGCUGCUUGCCUAUUGUCCUGUAGCCCAUCCCAGCCUUGUGCAGGUCUACCAUUUUAUCCCUGAUGUCCUUACACGGCUAUCUGGUCUUGGCCAUUGUGGAGAGGUUGGAGUCUGUUUGAUUGAGUGUGUGGACAGGUGUCUUUUAUACAGGUAACGAGUUCAAACAGGUGCAGUUAAUACAGGUAAUGAGUGGAGAACAGGAGGGCUUCUUAAAGAAAACCUAACAGGUCUGUGAGAGCCGGAAUUCUUACUGGUUGGUAGGUGAUCAAAUACUUAUGUCAUGCAAUAAAAUGCUAAUUAAUUACUUAAAAAUCAUACAAUGUGAUUUUCUGGAUUUUUGUUUUAGAUUCCGUCUCUCACAGUUGAAGUGUACCUAUGAUAAAAAUUUCAGACAUCUACAUGCUUUAAGUAGGAAAACCUGCAAAAUCAGCAGUGUAUCAAAUACUUGUUCUCCCCACUGUAUAUACACUACUUAGCAAUAGUGUUCUAAUAUGGGGGGGCAGUGAUUGCUCAGACAGUAUCCAAUACCUACUUACUGUCAUUCAAAUAAAGCAGACCUAAAUAUUGUAAGUCGCUCUGGAUAAGAGCGUCUGCUAAAUGAUGUAAAUUAAAACAGCAGACCUACAUAUUGUCCUUAUUAAAACAGCAGACCUACAUAUUGUCCUUAUUAAAACAGCAGACCUACAUAUUGUCCUUAUUAUUUUAUUAUCCUGUGUCUUUUUCCUCUCCUUCUGCCCUAAUCACAGGUGUCCUGUAUGUUCCUGAUUGGUGGUCGUUGGGGUGUCUGCUGAUUGCUAAGGUGGACCAAUCAGUGAACAUUCCUCUGCAUUGCACCACCUGUUUCUGGUUUUUCAAUCACACAUCCCAUUGUUUAAAAGCCGGUCAGUUGUGUUUGUAGAGAGAGACUAUUUUCCGUAUGUGAGAAUGGAUACUGUGGUGUUUUGUGUACUCACUCAUUUGCUGGUUACUCUGUUUGGUAACUUUGUUGUGUGUUUCUGGGAAAAGGGGGAUUUAAGCAAGUUGCCCUUGGGCAUACAUUACCCGUAGGAAGAAAUCUGUCUAAAAACACUAGUUAGACCUGAUCGGACCACCCACUGUAUUUUUGUAUGAUAGCAGUAGCUUAGCGGUUCUUGAGGCAGGCAAGAUCAGUUUAGGUUUUUUUUACACUAUUGUUUCAUUUCUUGGGUCCUGCUCAGCCCUUUUUCCCAAACCUUUACCGUGUGUUCAAAAAUAAACAUUUUAUGUUUGACGGUAGUUUAUGGUUGUCGUGUAGUUUUUGUUCUCACUGUUUCCAUGUCACGAUUCUAAUUUGCAUGAAUUAUGUUACGGGUCUCUUGUCCAUCCACCCUAGACGUUUAAAGCAUCGGGGUUCGUAACACCUAAAUAUUGUCCUUAUUAAAACAAAGCAGUAUACAAGUACCUGUAAAUCCAGUGUUGUGAUUAUACUAGUCUGAUUUGGAGGCAGUGGGGAAAGUAGCAGACCUUUCUAAUCACUUUCCCCACCUUAAGCGUGCCCAUGUUCGGUGUCAGAGGAAGGCCCAAAGAAUUGUCAGAAAUCCUGCCACCCAAGCCACAGACUGUUCUUUCUGCUACCGCACGGCAAGCGGUACCGAUGCACCAAGUCUGGAACCAACAGGACCCUGAACAGCUUCUACACCCAAGCCAUAAGACUUCUAAACAAAACUGCUAAAUAGCUAAUCAAAUGGUUACCCGGACUACCUGCAUGGACCCUUUUUUGCACUAACUCUCUUGCACUGACUCUAUGCACACACACUGGACUCUACCCACACACUCACACAUACUUACACUGACACCCCAACACACACACACGCAUCCUGACGCCAUACACACACGCAUCCUGACGCCAUACACACACUCACACACACACUUUCACACUCACCACAUACACUGCUGCUAGUCACUUUACCCCUACCCAUAUGUACAGUACAUAGCUAACUCAAGGACCUCGUACCCCUGCACAUGGACUCAGUACUGCUAGUCCCUGUAUACAGCCAUGUUAUUUUUACUCUUUAUUUUGAUUCCUUAUUUACUGUCACCAUUUCUAUUUUAGUAUUUUAUUUUGUAUCUUAUUUUUAACUCUGCAUUGUUGGAAAACGACCCGUAAGUAAGCAUUUCACUGUUAGUCUACACCUGUUGUCUACGACGCAUGUGACAAAUAAAUACAAUUUGAUUUGAUUCCAGAAAGCCCCUGUUAUGUAGCCUAUGGCUGUCUCUCUCCAGAAAGCCCCUGUUAUGUAGCCUAUGGCUGUCUCUCUCCAGAAAGCCCCUGUUAUGUAGCCUAUGGCUGUCUCUCUCCAGAAAGCCCCUGUUAUGUAGCCUAUGGCUGUCUCUCUCCAGAAAGCCCCUGUUAUGUAGCCUAUGGCUGUCUCUCUCCAGAAAGCCCCUGUUAUGUAGCCUAUGGCUGUCUCUCUCCAGAAAGCCCCUGUUAUGUAGCCUAUGGCUGUCUCUCUCCAGAAAGCCCCUGUUAUGUAGCCUAUGGCUGUCUCUCUCCAGAAAGCCCCUGUUAUGUAGCCUAUGGCUGUCUCUCUCCAGAAAGCCCCUGUUAUGUAGCCUAUGGCUGUCUCUCUCCAGAAAGCCCCCUGUUAUGUAGCCUAUGGCUGUCUCUCUCCAGAAAGCCCCUGUUAUGUAGCCUAUGGCUGUCUCUCUCCAGAAAGCCCCUGUUAUGUAGCCUAUGGCUGUCUCUCUCUCUGCCUGCCUGCCUUCCAAAUACCUGAAUUGCAGUUUUACAGGUCCAGUCUGUUGCUGUGUGUUCUAGUGUUCUAGUGUUCCACUCCACACCAACAUUCCAUAGCUCUGUCACUGAGUUUCUAAACCCAGAGGCGCAACAUCGCGAGACUUCCGGGAACGCUUGCGAAACAGACCAAACAGGAAGUCAGUGAGAGAAGUUAAAAAUUAUUCCUUUCUUGCCUAGAUUGGAGCCAAUGUCUUAAGUAGUUGAACACGUUAUUACUCCAACCUCGUGAAAGUGACAAAAACAACUUUAUAUCGACGGAGUGCCUUUGAUUUGACGGCCUGCACAUGCGCAGCUCUGCGGCGAGACGACCGUUAGACCCGAAGACCUGUUGCUACGCAUGAGCUUAUCUAGCCACCGUCGCCAUGACGUCGACUACAAGUGUGAUCUGGGAUUUCUAUUGGAGAAGCAGUUUUAGCCUAUCUUCAUACUGUGCCGUCUUUAGCUCUGUCCUACCCACCUGCCUCAGCCUGCCCAACACCACUAAAGGAAUGUAAUGUCUUCUCUCUCUGCUCUGGACAUACAUGGUCCUGCCGACAGCGUGUUCCUACAGUGUUGGACAUGUUGGAAGAAAAUAAGAAAAACAAAGCUUCAACAAGUGCAACUAAAUAGAUACAGGGAGGGGGAAAAACUGUAUUUGAUCCCUCACUGUAGGCUUAGAGGCCCUUUUUUGAAGCGUGGCGACAGUUGGCUUCAAGCAACCCUCUCAUUCAUGAUAGAGGUGAACUAUGAUAGGGCAUAAAUUGAGCGAACCAGCCGUAUGAUAUCGCCAUAUCAGAUCGGUUUAGCAGCACAUAUAAAGUGAUCCUCAUUGUAAUGGAUCCAUCGUGAAGUGAUCCUCAUUGUAAUGGAUCCAUCGUGAAGUGAUCCUCAUUGUAAUGGAUCCAUCGUGAAGUGAUCCUCAUUGUAAUGGAUCCAUCGUGAAGUGAUCCUCAUUGUAAUGGAUCCAUCGUGAAGUGAUCCUCAUUGUAAUGGAUCCAUCGUGAAGUGAUCCUCAUUGUAAUGGAUCCAUCGUGAAGUGAUCCUCAUUGUAAUGGAUCCAUCGUGAAGUGAUCCUCAUUGUAAUGGAUCCAUCGUGAAGUGAUCCUCAUUGUAAUGGAUCCAUCGUGAAGUGAUCCUCAUUGUAAUGGAUCCAUCGUGAAGUGAUCCUCAUUGUAAUGGAUCCAUCGUGAAGUGAUCCUCAUUGUAAUGGAUCCAUCGUGAAGUGAUCCUCAUUGUAAUGGAUCCAUCGUGAAGUGAUCCUCAUUGUAAUGGAUCCAUCGUGAAGUGAUCCUCAUUGUAAUGGAUCCAUCGUGAAGUGAUCCUCAUUGUAAUGGAUCCAUCGUGAAGUGAUCCUCAUUGUAAUGGAUCCAUCGUGAAGUGAUCCUCAUUGUAAUGGAUCCAUCGUGAAGUGAUCCUCAUUGUAAUGGAUCCAUCGUGAAGUGAUCCUCAUUGUAAUGGAUCCAUCGUGGUGCCGGCUACAGUUUCCAUGAAGCACUGAAGGCUGACUAGGACAGCGUCCCAAAUGCCACCCUAUUUCCUAUAUAGUGCACUUCUUUAGACCUGGAACCACGGGGGUCAAAAGUAGUGCAUUAUAUCGGGAAUAGGGUGGCAUUUGGGACGCAUUCCUAGGACUAUACUUCUCUCAGGUCUCUGAGAACUAGUGUGUUGUCACAACAGUUCACCGCCUCCAUUAAUCCUUACGUUAGGUUAUCACCACCUCCAUUAAUCCUUACGUUAAGUUAUCACCACCUCCAUUAAUCCUUACGUUAAGUUAUCACCACCUCCAUUAAUCCUUACGUUAAGUUAUCACCACCUCCAUUAAUCCUUACGUUAAGUUAUCACCACCUCCAUUCAUCCUUACGUUAAGUUAUCACCACCUCCAUUAAUCCUUACGUUAAGUUAUCACCACCUCCAUUAAUCCUUACGUUAAGUUAUCACCACCUCCAUUCAUCCUUACGUUAAGUUAUCACCACCUCCAUUCAUCCUUACGUUAAGUUAUCACCACCUCCAUUCAUCCUUACGUUAGGCUACUGCUGGACAGCAGAUGUUGUCUGGUGUGACUGGACUGAGUACUUUCCUCCAUCUCAACACCACAUGACAUCAUCCUAUAUUCCACGAUCUGUCUGCCUGCAGAAGGACAGCAGCUCCUGAUGACAAGACAGUAAUUCCAAUACAAUGGGAGAAGGAUGGAGAUGGUUGUGCCCAUGGUAGGCUCUUUGAUGGGAGAAGGAUGGAGAUGGUUGUGCCCAUGGUAGGCUCUUUGAUGGGAGAAGGAUGGAGAUGGUUGUGCUCAUGGUAGGCUCUUUGAUGGGAGAAGGAUGGAGAUGGUUGUGCCCAUGGUAGGCUCUUUGAUGGGAGAAGGAUGGAGAUGGUUGUGCCCAUGGUAGGCUCUUUGAUGGGAGAAGGAUGGAGAUGGUUGUGCCCAUGGUAGGCUCUUUGAUGGGAGAAGGAUGGAGAUGGUUGUGCUCAUGGUAGGCUCUUUGAUGGGAGAAGGAUGUUGAUGGUUGUGCCCAUGGUAGGCUCUUUGAUGGGAGAAGGAUGGAGAUGGUUGUGCCCAUGGUAGGCUCUUUGAUGGGAGAAGGAUGGAGAUGGUUGUGCCCAUGGUAGGCUCUUUGAUGGGAGAAGGAUGGAGAUGGUUGUGCCCAUGGUAGGCUCUUUGAUGGGAGAAGGAUGGAGAUGGUUGUGCCCAUGGUAGGCUCUUUGAUGGGAGAAGGAUGGAGAUGGUUGUGCCCAUGGUAGGCUCUUUGAUGGGAGAAGGAUGGAGAUGGUUGUGCCCAUGGUAGGCUCUUUGAAGGGAGAAGGAUGGAGAUGGUUGUGCCCAUGGUAGGCUCUUUGAUGGGAGAAGGAUGGAGAUGGUUGUGCCCAUGGUAGGCUCUUUGAUGGGAGAAGGAUGGAGAUGGUUGUGCCCAUGGUAGGCUCUUUGAUGGGAGAAGGAUGGAGAUGGUUGUGCCCAUGGUAGGCUCUUUGAUGGGAGAAGGAUGGAGAUGGUUGUGCCCAUGGUAGGCUCUUUGAUGGGAGAAGGAUGGAGAUGGUUGUGCCCAUGGUAGGCUCUUUGAUGGGAGAAGGAUGGAGAUGGUUGUGCCCAUGGUAGGCUCUUUGAUGGGAGAAGGAUGGAGAUGGUUGUGCCCAUGGUAGGCUCUUUGAUGGGAGAAGGAUCGAGAUGGUUGUGCCCAUGGUAGGCUCUUUGAUGGGAGAAGGAUGGAGAUGGUUGUGCCCAUGGUAGGCUCUUUGAUGGGAGAAGGAUGGAGAUGGUUGUGCCCAUGGUAGGCUCUUUGAUGGGAGAAGGAUGGAGAUGGUUGUGCCCAUGGUAGGCUCUUUGAGUUGUGUCUAUUGUUACAUUCCCCAGCAAGAAAACCAAAUAAUGUCGCUGAAACAGAAGGGGGAACUAACAGAAGACCAACAACCAAAACGAAACAGGUGGGUUUAGGAGGGGUUCUGAAAGGCACUCAUGGGGGUGUCCACUGGAAGAUGACUAGCAACAACACCUGGGACCUAAAAGACCCCCACCAUGAGACCCACCAUGAGACCCACCAUGACACCCACCAUGACACCCACCAUGAGACCCACCAUGAGACCCACCAUGAGACCCACCAUGACACCCACCAUGAGACCCACCAUGACACCCACCAUGAGACCCACCAUGACACCCACCAUGACACCCACCAUGAGACCCACUAUGACACCCACCAUGACACCCACCAUGAGACCCACCAUGACACCCACCAUGAGACCCACCAUGACACCCACCAUGACUCCCACCAUGAGACCCACCAUGACUCCCACCAUGACACCCACCAUGAGACCCACCAUGACACCCACCAUGAGACCCACCAUGAGACCCACCAUGACACCCACCAUGAGACCCACCAUGACACCCACCAUGAGACCCACCAUGACACCCACCAUGAGACCCACCAUGAGACCCACCAUGACACCCACCAUGACACCCACCAUGAGACCCACUAUGACACCCACCAUGACACCCACCAUGACACCCACCAUGACACCCACCAUGACUCCCACCAUGACACCCACCAUGAGACCCACCAUGAGACCCACCAUGACACCCACCAUGAGACCCACCAUGACACCCACCAUGACACCCACCAUGAGACCCACCAUGAGACCCACCAUGACACCCACCAUGAGACCCACCAUGACACCCACCAUGACACCCACCAUGACUCCCACCAUGACACCCACCAUGAGACCCACCAUGAGACCCACCAUGACACCCACCAUGAGACCCACCAUGAGGCCCACCAUGAGACCCACCAUGAGACCCACUAAAUUUGCCCAAGAAGAGGUAAACUAAAUUAAAACCCACACCAAACUUAAAGACAUCAGAUAAAGGAUUGGUUUUUAGAAAUCAAAUAGGGAGCGCCAACUAAAGGUGUUAACCCUCCACCUCUCUCAAGACAACUGGAGCGUUGGGCCAGCCACUCUUAAAACAACUUCUGACUAACGAGGUGACGAGCCAGCACAGGUGUAACACAUACUGACUAACGAGGUGACGCCAAUCGGUGCGCCACACAACCGCGAAAUAUAAAUGGCAAACCAAAGCCUGUAGCAUCCAUGCUAACACACGGACGCAAACAAGCGGAGUCAUAUCUUUAGUCAUAUUUCUCUUAAUGUAUGGCUCUGAGUGCCCCCCCUCCCCCACACACACAUCCACUCACUCACUCACACACACACAAUAUGGCAGAAGAAAGAACAUGUAAAUAACAUUGGAACACUAACUGGCUUAUCCACUCACUACACUAAUAACACUAUAAUUACAACACAAAACCAUACACAUCCAAUACAAGUUAAAAUAAAGUACAAAUGGGACAAGUUUUUAGGCUAAAGAUUACUUUACUAUUUUUAUAUUUCUAAUAUGGGGACAGACAUGAUUGACAUCAAUCAUUGCCACCGCAUCCAGAAUGACCUGUCUCUAGACUGCGCUACUCACUCAGUGGCACCGGUGCCGUUGA
Molecule: messenger RNA, 22515 nt
Organism: Coregonus sp. 'balchen'
Lineage: Eukaryota; Metazoa; Chordata; Actinopteri; Salmoniformes; Salmonidae
Source: the annotation of a GenBank genome assembly